This is a messenger RNA of Cuculus canorus (common cuckoo), 3966 nucleotides long. It is a transcript of the gene OSER1, whose product is annotated as oxidative stress responsive serine rich 1. Lineage: Eukaryota; Metazoa; Chordata; Aves; Cuculiformes; Cuculidae. Bases 2966 to 3844 code for a protein of 292 amino acids. The transcript has 3 exons. Gene Ontology annotation, biological process: cellular response to hydrogen peroxide. The record is from RefSeq and is a predicted model, not a curated record.
CACUACCCCCUCUCAGCUACUCCCUCCUCUCAGGCCGUGGCCGCGGUGGAGGGCAGUGCCGAGGCUCUCUGGGUGAGGAGGGGACGCUGCACCCUGUAGCACCCAGAUUGAAGUAUUCCGUAUUUUCAUACCCUAUACCUUUUAAAAGUAACAUAAAACUUUUUUUUUAGUGUUAGGUACUCUGAAGUUAGUGUAGCUGCCCAAAGCCACGAUAGAAGCUGUGUUUUCUGCACAAAAUCAGCCACUUUGCACUAAUGUUUGAUGCCUGUAGUGGGAAUGAUCUAUGCCCAUAGCAGCACUGAUACGAGAAGUAGUUACUAUUACAAAAAGUGGAAUAUGUUAUUAUGUAAAUUGGAAUUGUUUUGAUUUAAGCUAAAGUUUCGUCUAAAUAAUUGUAUUUUUUUGAAAGUUAUACAGAAGGUCCUUCCAAUAACAUGUUUUCUUUAAAACAGUGUUUUUCCAGACACUGUUUAUUCUUUGACAAUAAUGCCUUGUGUUCAAUAAUGUUCUUGUGCUGAACAGAUGUCUCUUCUUCUGUAUUCACCUCUGUUUGCAGUGCGUCUCUAUCUCAAAGGCAAGGUCAAGCAGAGAGCCGGAGCCAGCUCCAAAUUAGCAAGAGUUUUGACUGUUGUGAAGUUCACAAUAGCAUUAAAAUUAGUCCCUGGGAAGUAAUAGAAUAUGCAUUAGAUUUCUGGGAAAAUCUAUACAUAUGCAUAUAAGUGGGAAAUAUAUUCUGACCCCAGCUUUUGUCUCGCUGCACACGAUUGGUGGAGAUCGCUCCCUCACGUUGCUCGGGCUUGAUAAAGGGUGCUUGUUUUCCCAAACGAGUCUUAGAGAGUUUAUUUGCCAGCAUUUUCAGUAUCAGCACCAUCAACUUAGAACAGUCAUUAUGUCUAAUUACAUGCCUCUUGCCAUGGGGCUGCAAUGGACAUUUCUGUGGUCAAACCAGAAAUCUCAGCAGAGAUUACCAGUUACACUGGCACUUUUUGAGACAUAAUGUGCGAGAUAAAUGUUUGGUAUUCGGAGAAACAUGGCAUACUGCUGUUGACCCGCUCCAUCUGCCAGCGUACCAAUUUAAUUAGUUCUUUCAACUAACAUGACAAAAAUCAAAAUAUAUUACUUAUUUUUUAUAAGUAAAAAACUACCUACUUGCAAUAGUUUUGUAACUACAGCCUCUCCCCAAGUUGUUCCAGGUGAAGUGAUGAAAACAAAGGAAGAAAAGGUAACGGAACAGCAUGGUACCCAGCAGGGCCCACCAUCCCAAGCCACCUGGAAAUGGCUGUGGAUACACUGGGAAAGGAUGAAUGUGUGUUCUCCUAGGAGAUAAGGAACACAUGGGGCUGGACACAGUGUUAAACUUAGAGGGGUUUCACGGUAAUUUGUCAUUUCUUGGUUUUGGUGCUAGCUAGCUGUUGUGUCUGAAGUUUAUACUGAAUGCUUGCAGUGAGUGGGUUUUUAGAUGAAUUAAUUCUGCAUCACUUUGAGGGUUUGCUGGGUCAGCAGUGAAGGGCAGCAGGGUAAAAUGUUUAGUCUAAGCUGGUAGUACAUUUUGAAUCGUGCAGUGCUUUAAAAUGUUUUACUAUCACUUUCUUUUUAAAGUUAUGUGAUACAGGGGCUUGUCACUUUAGAAAUCCAGUCUACGUCCCUUUUUUAUUAUUAUUGUAAAGAACCUUCUCUUUGGGUCAGAGGAAAAAAACUUUCUGAAGUAGGGGCCACCUGUUUCGCUGUAUUAGUGGUAGUUAACUAAGAGGCUGUCUGAAACAACAACUGGCUCAGAUGAGCGUUAUGUUGUCAGCCCCUGUGUUGGCUUCCUCCUUUCGUGUUUACUUGCCGUCUGACUCACAGACAAUGUGCACAUUGAAGUUGUGAUGUGCAUCAUCCUUGUGUCUCAUAAUAGCUGUCUGCAAUACAUGGCGUCCAGAGGAAAUUGUAGCAGGGUGAGCAACCCGGAACAACAGCAGAGAGAGCUGCCACCUCCAGCUGGAGUGAGGUGGUGAGGGAACAGAAAUUACCUCUCUGUAUCUGCUGCAGAGGUUCAGAUCACACUUCUCUCUUUACUGAGACCUUUUCUUUUCCAUGCAGCAAAAAAAGCUGUUGCUCAGCUGGUAAUAGUAGUGCUAACAUAGGUGUUAUUGGUAUAUUAUUAGGUAGAGUUAGCGCUCUAAGCUGUUAUCAUUUGCUGGGUUUGGAUAGUUGCCUUCCUAAUGGAUUCUUAGAGCUUCGGGAAGGUACAGAAUCAUGGAAUGGUUGAGGUUGGCAGGGAUCCUUGGAGGUCCAGCCCCUUUGCCCUUUGUAGGGCUACCUCGGGCUGGUAGUGCAGAACCAUGUCCAGACAGAUUUUAAGUACUUCCAAAGAGGGAGACUCCACAGCAAUUUUAAUUGCUAUUUGCAAUUAAGAUACCGUGUUCUGAAGGAUUGUGUAACUCAUGCUAGGAUCUAAGCACAAGAUCAAAAAACUUUGUUUAGCUUAAAAUUUUAUCUUGUUUUAAGAAAAUUCUGUUGGUUUGGGUUUUUUAAGUUGGUAAGUAACAUAAGUCCCAAAGUUGGAAAUAGUAGUUUUAGAAAGUUGUCUCUUUCUGAUGUUGUUCCUUUUCGCCUUUCGCCUUGUCUGGAGUUAUUCUGGUAACACUGCAAGACAAACAGAAAAGUCUGUCUAAGCUGUAAUGGAUGCGCAAGAUGCUGUUGACACCAAAUUUUACUUUAAAUUGCUAAUUCACCUCUGCAGCUGUAUAAGAGACUGUUUGUUCUGUUCUUGGGUAUUGUAAAGCUUGUUCUGAAUCAACUUUCAAAAAUGUUGUACUAGAAUGACCUCAGCUUUGUGCGCUCAGUGUGCUAUUUCGAGUAUAUUUUCAUGUGUUAUGAUGCUGCUGGGCAACUAAUGUUUUUGACAAGGUUCUUACAUUCAUGUCUCUUCUCUGCUAUUAGCAGCACAUGGUAACUCUGUCAGCUUCUGGCCAUCCCAAUAAUGAAAACAGAAGCUAAGGAUGGAGAAGAGGAAAGCCUACAGACAGCAUUCAAAAAGCUAAGAGUGGCCACUGCUGGAUCUGCUUCUCUCUCUGUGGGUGAAGACACAAGUCCUAGAGCACCAGUUAGAACAGUGGCAGAUGAAACCAAAGCUAAGAACGUGUGUGCUUCUAAGGAAACCUGGCAUGGGUCUAUGAAGAAAUCUUCAAGAGGAGUUGUGAGAACCCAGCGUUGCAGGCGUUCCAAGUCUCCGAUUCUUCAUCCUCCAAAGUUUAUCCAUUGCAGCACAAAAACACAUUCCGUGUGCAACCAGCUAGCGCACAAGAGCCAGAUCAAUGCCUCAGAAGACAGCACCGAGUUUGGGAUGCCAGUCCCAAAGGAAGAUUGUGCACACGAACGGUGCAGUAUUGCUCCUGACAUUGGCCAGAAGGAAGCUGGUGUUGAGUCUUUGGGAGCUCCUGUUACGCAGUCGGCAUCAGAGAACAAACAGAACUCUCCAGCUGCUGUUUCUCUUGUAUCCAAAGCAAGCCUAAAGGCUUGGGAGCUUUCUGACUUUCAAUCUGUGUCCAAGCUGAACGCGAAUAAGUCAUGUGCCUGUGCAGAUAAAGCCUGUCAGUGUAAACGAUGGCAAGAUAUGGAAGUAUACAAAUUCUCUGGCUUGCAGAACACCCUUCUGAUGGCACCUGAUAGAAGAACAGUUCCUGAGGAUCACUCCCAGUCCUUGCCAUCAAGAACUCCCUUAAGUUCUCCACGUUCUUGCUCUGAGCAAGCCAGGGCCUUUGUGGACGAUGUGACUAUUGAAGAUCUUUCAGGAUACAUGGAAUAUUACUUGUGUAUUCCAAAGAAAAUGUCUCGCAUGGCAGAAAUGAUGUACACCUGACAGCAUUGAGCACUUAAAACAGAAGGGUGGGUGAUUUAAAUCUGCCCUCCGUCACACUCAUAUGAGAUCCAACCCAAUGCCUGUUCACUGUGCUUGCAAUAAAAACACUGCUUUGCAUCUUA